Messenger RNA from Aedes albopictus (Asian tiger mosquito), 619 nucleotides. RefSeq names its product cysteine-rich PDZ-binding protein. The transcript is spliced from 2 exons. Gene Ontology annotation, molecular function: microtubule binding; PDZ domain binding. Gene Ontology annotation, cellular component: dendrite. Gene Ontology annotation, biological process: cytoplasmic microtubule organization. NCBI's taxonomy places the organism in Eukaryota, Metazoa, Arthropoda, Insecta, Diptera, Culicidae. The record is from RefSeq and is a predicted model, not a curated record. Bases 141 to 443 code for a protein of 100 amino acids.
UUUUAUAUACCUACUGUCAGAUCACUGCGUCAAAUCAAAACAACAGCUUCGUUUACGUUCGAAACCUAAAACUUUCUCAGUAAAUUUAAACAAAUUAUUUAUUACUUUUGCAAACAGUAUUCCCCUCAAACCGCGUCGCGAUGGUUUGCGAAAAGUGCGAAAAGAAGCUCGGCAAAGUCAUAACGCCCGAUCCGUGGAAAUCGGGCGCCAGAAACACCACCGAAGGUGGCGGCCGGAAGAUCAACGAAAACAAAGCCCUAACAGGAGCCAAAAUGCGAUUCAACCCGAUGGCCGGAAACUUCGCACCUUGCCGAAUUUGUAAACAGAAAAUUCAUCAAGCGGGAUCGCACUAUUGCCAGCAGUGUGCUUACAAGAAAGGCAUUUGCGCCAUGUGCGGUAAAAAGCUUUUGGACGUGAAAAACUAUCGCCAAUCGUCGGCAUGAUGGAAUCGUCAGGAGUUCGAAAUCGUUUUAGGAGUAAUGUUAAGGCUGUUAGAAUAAUUUAAUAUAAGUGUCUAAUAAAUCUUUUGGUCUUGUACUUUUUAACAAUAAAGUUAAUGCAAAUGCCUUAGGAAUCACUAAUUGUAGCUUCGGUUGGUUCGCUUGGCUCUAUUAUUUCA